Molecule: messenger RNA, 468 nt
Organism: Zingiber officinale
Lineage: Eukaryota; Viridiplantae; Streptophyta; Magnoliopsida; Zingiberales; Zingiberaceae
Exons: 2
Coding region: 1-468 (155 amino acids)
Source: RefSeq, a predicted model, not a curated record
AUGAAUACUAUCAUUGUUGUUGUUUCCAAAUUGAAGGGUUGCAUACGACAAAUCGAAGAAUUGAAUCCAAGUGGAGCAUCAGAAGAAGAUAUUAUGAAUCGUGCUCAGAUGUUAUUAGUACAAGACCCUAAUUACUCAAAGGACUUCAAAUUUGGACAUGUGUGGAGCAUUCUUCAAGGUAUUGAGAAAUUCAACAGUGACAACGUCAAAGCUGCAUUUACAAGAGUGCAACGACAAACUGCUCAAGCUGAUUAUUCUCAAUCAUAUAAUCUCGAGAAAGAUGUUUAUUCACCUUCAUCUCCACAUGUCUCUUCAUUUAAUCUUAACAUCACUGAUUCAAACAGUGGUGGUACUUCAACUAAACGACCUAUUGGGGUGAAGAAAGCAAAACUGAAGAGAAAGAAUGAACAACAAUUCAGUAAAAUGGUUUCACAGAAUGACGACGAUCCGAGCUUGAGCCGAACUUGA